AGCAUGGCGGUGGCUGGGGAGGGCCCGGGGCCCCCCGUGGGUUCGGGUUCAGGUUCUGGUUCGGUCCCGGGGAGCGGGGAGGAGCCCUUCAGCCCCUCGGUGCUGGGCACCAGAGAGCACUGGGACGCUGCCUAUGAGAGAGAGCUGAAAGCUUUUCAAGAGAUCGGAGACGCUGGGGAAAUUUGGUUUGGAGAAGAAAGUAUGGCUCGGAUAAUCAGAUGGCUGGAGAAACAAAAGGUGCCCCUUGACAGCCCUCUCCUUGACAUUGGGACUGGGAAUGGUCUCUUACUGCUGGAGUUGGCAAAGUCUGGCUACACUGACCUCACUGGGAUUGAUUAUUCCCCUUCAGCAAUACAACUUUCAGAAAAAAUAAGAGAGAAAGAAGGGAUUUCUAACAUUAAACUCAAGGUAGAAGACUUCCUGGCUCCCUCCCCUGAGCUGUCAGGGUUUGAGAUCUGCAUUGACAAGGGGACUUUUGAUGCCAUCAGCCUCAACCCAGAGGAUGCAGUGGGGAAGAGGCAGCAGUACCUGAGGUCUCUCUGCAGCACACUGAAACCAGAGGGCUUUUUCCUCAUAACCUCUUGCAACUGGACCAAGGAGGAGCUGCUGAAUGAGUUCAGGGAAGGAUUUGACAUUCUGGAGGAGCUGCCAACACCCAAGUUUUGCUUUGGAGGAAGAAUUGGAAACAGUGUAACAGCAUUGGUUUUCCAAAGGAAAAAAGUGAGGCCAUCCAUCUUGGACAAAUUAGAUUAGUUGAGAAAAGUCUGAACUUUAAACCUGACAGAAAACCUCAGACACGUGUGUAAAUAACUGCUCUUUGAGUACACAGUAAAAUAUUAUGCAUGGAACUCUAAGGGACUAUAAAACAUUGCCCUAGAAACAUUUCAGCUUUGCAUAACUUGCCCAUAAAUUUUGUCCUUGCUACAACCUCACUUGUUUUAGGGAAGCUGCAGGUUUGUAAAUGAGGGAGAAAUAAAGCAUUCUUAAUACUGAGACUAAUAUAACAAUGCUAUUUGUGUUUGGAACACACAGAUUAUCCUGUAUUUAAUUCCUGUAUUGGUAUCAGCAAACAAGAGAGGUAAAGGUAUUCCACAAAGCAAAAAUCUCUUUUUGUUUUUUUUUGUUGGGCAGUGUAACAGGGAACAAGGGUUUGCUGUGUGAGUGCUGAAUCUCUUCUUUUUUUCUUAGGUGAGCAUGAAUGUAGCUGCUAAGGAGAGAAAUGAAUAUAAAAGCCAUAGCACUUGCAGAAAAAAGGCCCAGUGAGUGCUUUAAAUUCAGAUGUGCAGAGGUUCUCAGACUCAGCAUCGUUCUGCCUCCACUGAAAUAGCUCAAGCCUUGUCCCACAGAGGGACUGCUGAGUGCUUUUGAAACUUGCCUGAAUGUGUGUGCCUGCUUUGUCAGUUAUUCUCACUGACCUCAUAAAUAUAUAAAGGUGUGAUGUUACAGUCUCACUAGCAUCUCACAUAUGCCUCCUUCAUUAUUAAUUUGCUGUAGAGUCAUGUCUGAAGAGCCUCCAGUGACCUUGUGUUUCCCACUCAGUGUCUCAGGAGAGAUUUUAGCUGCAGGAAUCCAAAAGAACUGAAAGCAUAACUAUCAGUUCCUUCUCCCCUUUUUAAAAGUUUUUUUUUUAAGUUUCCCUUGUCUAAAUUUUUUUUUUAAAAAAAAACUUCUGAGUGUGAUCAUUUUCCUUAAUUUCUUUGUCUGCCUUUCUUCUGUAUUUUCACAGUUACAAUACUACUAUUGCUUGAAAGGUAGGAAAUGGAGUUUUGCAGGUGACAAUAAACUUGUUAUUUCAAACAUAAA
This is a messenger RNA of Calypte anna (Anna's hummingbird), 1803 nucleotides long. It is a transcript of the gene EEF1AKMT2, whose product is annotated as EEF1A lysine methyltransferase 2. Gene Ontology annotation, molecular function: protein-lysine N-methyltransferase activity. The record is from RefSeq and is a predicted model, not a curated record. Gene Ontology annotation, cellular component: cytoplasm. Gene Ontology annotation, biological process: peptidyl-lysine monomethylation; peptidyl-lysine dimethylation. The coding region runs from base 4 to 753 and encodes 249 amino acids. NCBI's taxonomy places the organism in Eukaryota, Metazoa, Chordata, Aves, Apodiformes, Trochilidae. The transcript is spliced from 6 exons.